Molecule: messenger RNA, 435 nt
Organism: Zychaea mexicana
Lineage: Eukaryota; Fungi; Mucoromycota; Mucoromycetes; Mucorales; Lichtheimiaceae
Exons: 4
Source: RefSeq, a predicted model, not a curated record
AUGCCAGUUGCUCAAGUGGUCGACGCCAGCAACUUUUGCACAUUUCUUCCGCCAUCCGAUUCUACGGACCGUGUAAUCUCGGAUACUGAGUACAUGGCCCAAGUUUUCUGUAUGGGUAACACCCCGUUGGCCGUUGGUGCUGGCACGAUCCCUGAUGGUUUCAUUCAGUCUGCACAUUUCGUUGCUACGGACGAUUACGUUCAAGUGACGGGACAAAUCGAACCUUCGAAAGCGAACUUGGAUGUGACCGAUUGGGGAGGUCAAUACGAUAUCAAGGCGCCCAAUCCAUCCGCAUGCGCUGGUUACAACUUCUACGUGAACCUGGUCGAACCAGCCAGUUAUACAUACUGUAUGCGUUGCUGUAACACCGAAACAAACUGUAACCGUGGCAUUUCCGAGAAGGGUUGUGCUCACAUCAUUCCUGGUGAUUAUAGC